CUGGUACGUUGGAGUGUGUGUACGCUAGCGAGCUAAUUUCGGCUGCUCGAUUCUGGUUUUGUAAACAUAUUUAUCUGUUUAUCUUUCAGUUUGCACCAUAUCAGACAACACUGACCAUGGCGGAUCCAAGAAUACGACAGAUAAAAAUCAAGACCGGUGUUGUUAAACGUUUGGCCAAAGAGGAGGUGUUGUACAUAAAGGAGGCAAAACAGCAGGAAGAAAAGAUUGAGCGUCUCAAGGCGGAGGCAGGAGACGAGUAUGUAAUCAAGAAACAGAUUGAAGUGCUGCAAGAGUCAAGAAUGAUGGUUCCUGACUGUCAUCGUCGUUUAGCCAUUGCCCAUGCUGACCUGCAGCAACUAUUGGAAACAGAAGAGGAAUUGGCUGAAGCCGAAGAAUACAAGGAGGCCAGAACUGUUUUGGAUUCAGUCAAGCUGGAAGGAUGAUAGACACAAACGCACACACAGACACUUACAUACACUGACAUCCUAAGUGUCCAUUCCAUUUGUUCUGAUUGUUUAGCAUUUCAGAACCAAGGCGACAGUGUUUAUUGUUUGCAUUUCACUAUGUUUGGAUUGAAUUAUAAGUUCAUAAUCCACUACUUUCUCCCUGGCCUUAUGUUAUAAGAGUUCAAAUUUACACAAUCAUGAAAUAAAGUUUUUUUUUUUUUACCAUUUCAAAUGUUUCCUUUUCACUCAGCCUAUUUUUUCACACUUAGAAAAUGUGUUCUCAUAAUGAAGUAUGCAUGGUUGCAAUCCAUCGAAGUACAAAUGUUACGUUACCUUUUUAGAUGUUCACCUGCUGUGAAAAACUGUGACAGAUCUUUGGAUUUUAUGUAAGCUAUUUUUGCUUAUAUCUAUUUCAGGCAUGCACAGCAUUUCAGUAAUGUAAUGAAACUGUGCAAAGUUGAAUUAAUAUCUAAUAUGCUUGCCUUCACCCAAGAUGUAAGAUAUUUUCCCCUCUUAUAUAGGGCUGCAGUAAUUAAUGCAGGAUCAUAUAUGGAUAGGAUUGUUGUUUCUGCUCUCAGAGAGGGAGAGCGGUAUAGAAUGAAAGGGAAAUAAGGUAUGAUGAGAAUGUGUAUUUCCUACUCUGCUGUAAGGACACUGACCUCCGCUGGCCAGAUUCUCUCAUGCAAGCAUGAGGCUCUUCUGCUGCACAUUUGGCCACUUUGGUCUCCUUCCACUUGGAAAUACACUGAGUGUGCUAAAUUAAAAUAACUAUGUGCAAUAAAGCAUAAUUAAAG
Xyrauchen texanus (razorback sucker) is the source of this 1240-nucleotide messenger RNA. RefSeq names its product tubulin cofactor a (gene tbca). Gene Ontology annotation, cellular component: microtubule cytoskeleton; cytosol. Lineage: Eukaryota; Metazoa; Chordata; Actinopteri; Cypriniformes; Catostomidae. The record is from RefSeq and is a predicted model, not a curated record. Gene Ontology annotation, biological process: tubulin complex assembly; post-chaperonin tubulin folding pathway. Bases 117 to 443 code for a protein of 108 amino acids. The transcript has 4 exons. Gene Ontology annotation, molecular function: beta-tubulin binding.